Tyto alba (common barn owl) is the source of this 3172-nucleotide messenger RNA. It is a transcript of the gene BRD2, whose product is annotated as bromodomain containing 2. Gene Ontology annotation, cellular component: nucleus; chromatin. The transcript has 13 exons. The record is from RefSeq and is a predicted model, not a curated record. The coding region runs from base 735 to 3092 and encodes 785 amino acids. Gene Ontology annotation, biological process: regulation of DNA-templated transcription; chromatin remodeling. Lineage: Eukaryota; Metazoa; Chordata; Aves; Strigiformes; Tytonidae.
CGCUCCCGGAGGGCUUCGCCGGACCCUCCCCGGCCUCCGUAGCGACCCCUGCCUGCGGCCAGCGGUGAGGGGGGCCCUCCUUCCCCGCCCCCCCUCCCCCCCCCCCCCCCCCCCUCCCUCCCCUCAGCGGAGCCAAGAUGGAGCCCGCCCGGUGAUUUCCCCGGUGCAAUCCGCUGUCAUCCGCCCGCCGGACCGCCGCGGCCCGCCUCAUCCCCGCUCUCCGCCGACGCCACCGGUACCCAGCGAAGCGGCGAGGCUUGUAUUGACCGGAUCGCGGAAGAUCGGAGGGACCCAGCGGGGGGCUCCGAAGCGGGGACACCCCCCCCCCCCCCCCCACCACCACCCCCCCCCACUUGAAGCCCCGUUACCCCCCUCAGCGCCCCGCCGCCAUUUUCUCCGCGUCCCUUCAUGUGAAGGCCGGUGGAUGAGCCGCCGCUCGCCGCCGCGCCCGGCCGGAGGAGCCGCCGCCGCCGCCGCCUGAGGCUCGCCCCGCCCGGCCGCGCCCUGCCCCGGGGGAGGGAAGGGGACCCCGGGCUCGUCCCCCCUCCCCGGUGCUCGGUGAUGCGCUGACCGGGGGGGCUCCCCCCCACCGGGCCGGGACCGCCGAACCCCCAUCGCCGGGCAAAGUGGGGGGGUCGUCGGAGGAGACGGCGGCGGCGGGAGGAGGAGGAGGAGAAGAAGGAGGAGGAGGAGGAGGACGGCCGGGACCGCGGGCCGGCCACGCAGCCGCCGGCAUGUUGCAGAAUGUGAAUCCCCAGAGCAAGAUUCUGGGGGAGGGCAAUGCCGGGCUCAUGGGCCUGGCGACGGAAUCGACCCCCGGCAAGCGGAUCCGCAAACCCUCGCUCCUCUACGAGGGCUUCGAGAGCCCCACCAUGGCGUCGGUGCCGGCCCUGCAGUCCCCCCAGGUGAACCCACCUCCGCCCGAGGUUUCCAACCCCAAGAAGCCGGGGCGGGUCACCAACCAGCUGCAGUAUCUGCACAAAGUGGUGAUGAAAGCUCUCUGGAAGCAUCAGUUUGCUUGGCCUUUUCGUCAGCCCGUCGACGCCGUCAAGUUGGGCCUGCCGGAUUAUCACAAAAUCAUCAAACAGCCCAUGGACAUGGGGACGAUCAAAAGGCGUUUGGAGAACAACUAUUACUGGGGGGCUGCGGAGUGCAUGCAGGAUUUCAACACCAUGUUCACCAACUGUUACAUCUACAACAAGCCCACGGAUGACAUCGUGCUGAUGGCCCAAACCUUGGAGAAGAUUUUCCUGCAGAAGGUGGCUCAGAUGCCGCCAGAGGAGCAGGAGAUCGUGGUGCCGGUGGCCAAGAACAGCCAUAAGAAAGGAGCGUCCCGGGCGGCCGCGCUCCUGGCGGGACUGACGGCCGCUCAGCAAGUGCCGGCUGUCUCCUCGGUGUCCCACAGCGCCGUGUACGCCCCCAGCGCCCCCGACAUCCCCACCACCAUCGUCAACAUCCCCCACCCCUCGGUCAUCGCCGCCCCGCUCCUCAAAUCGCUGCACUCGGCCGCCCCGCCCGUCCUGCCCGCGCCCGCUCCCACCCAGCCCGUGGCCAAGAAGAAAGGUGUGAAGCGGAAAGCGGACACCACCACCCCCACCACCACGGCCAUCAUCGCCACCAGCGGCGAGUCCUCGCCCUCGGCCACGAUACUGGAGGCCAAAGCGGCCAAAAUCCCCGCCCGGCGGGAGAGCGGCCGCCCCAUCAAACCCCCCAAGAAGGAUUUACCGGAUUCUCAACAGCACCAGACGUCCAAAAAGGGCAAAUUGUCGGAGCAGCUCAAAUACUGCAACGGGAUCCUCAAGGAGCUGCUCUCCAAGAAGCACGCGGCGUACGCUUGGCCCUUCUACAAGCCCGUCGACGCUUCGGCGCUGGGGCUGCACGACUACCACGAGAUCAUCAAGCACCCCAUGGACCUCAGCACCAUCAAGCGGAAGAUGGAGAACCGGGAUUACCACGACGCGCAGGAAUUCGCCGCUGACGUCCGGUUAAUGUUCUCCAACUGCUACAAGUACAACCCCCCCGACCACGAUGUGGUGGCCAUGGCUCGCAAGCUGCAGGAUGUUUUUGAGUUCAGCUACGCCAAGAUGCCGGACGAGCCGCAGGACGCCAGCCCGCCCUCGGUGUCGGCGCCGCUCGCCGGCCCCCUCUCCAAAUCCUCCUCCGAGGAGUCCUCGAGCGACGAGGACGACGAGGACGACGACGAGGAAGACGACGACGAGGACGAAAGCAGCAGCGAGAGCUCGUCGGAGAGCGAGGAGAGCUCCGACUCGGAGGAGGAACGCGCCAACCGCUUGGCCGAGCUGCAGGAGCAGCUGCGGGCCGUGCACGAGCAGCUGGCUGCCCUCUCGCAGGGCCCCGUUUCCAAACCCAAAAAGAAGCGGGAAAAGAAAAAAAAGAAGAAAUCGGAAAAACACAAAACGCGAGGAGGAGGAGGAGGAGGCGGCGGCGGGGGCGAGGAGGAAGCGCGGGCGCGCCAGGCCCAGCUCCGUAAGGCCAAGAAGGGCGGCGGCGGCGGCUCCAGGAACUCUUCGAAGAAAGCGGCGAAAACGGCGCUGCCCCCGCCGCCGGCGCUCUACGACUCGGAGGAGGAGGAGGAGAGCAAACCCAUGACCUACGACGAGAAACGGCAGCUCAGCUUGGAUAUCAACAAGCUCCCGGGCGAGAAGCUGGGGCGGGUGGUUCACAUCAUCCAGUCGCGGGAGCCUUCCCUGCGCGACUCCAACCCCGAGGAGAUCGAGAUCGAUUUCGAGACCCUCAAGCCCUCCACGCUGCGCGAGCUGGAGCGCUACGUCCUCUCCUGCUUGCGGAAGAAGCCUCGCAAGCCCUACAGCGAAACCAUGAAGAAGCCGGUGGGGAAGACGAAAGAGGAGCUGGCGCUGGAGAAGAAGCGGGAGCUGGAGAAGCGGCUGCAGGAUGUCAGCGGCCAGCUCAACUCCACCAAAAAGCCCCCCAAAAAGGCCAGCGAGAAGCCGGAGUCGGCGCAGCAGGUGGCCGUGUCGCGGCUCAGCGCCUCCAGCUCCAGCUCGGAUUCCUCCAGCUCCAGCUCCAGCUCCUCGUCCUCCGACACCAGCGACUCGGACUCGGCCCCUUAGAGCCGUGUUUUCAUCUGACUGUAUGUUUCGAACCUUUCGAUUCUUUAACAUGUAAAUAAAGAAAAUAUUAUUCGAGUUGA